CAGUUUGUGUUCACCCAUCAGAGACACACCACCAUCGGCGAUACGCUCCGUUCACGUUGCGAGGGUGAGGGUUUGCUUUUCGUUCUCCACUGAUCAUUCUCUUGUUCUUCAAGAGAACCAUCUGACUUUUGCGUUAGAUCGUGUCCGAAGAACGUGUCGCAAUCGAACGAGCGUGAUCUUAUUAUUAAAGACGGUGUUAUCGAGAUUUUUGGAAAAAUAGAUAAUUGGAAACAAUUGUGAAGCAAAGUAGUGAGUGUCGUUUUAAAUCGCAAUUAUCCUUGUAUGACAUAUGAGAUGACGAGGACAGUGACAGUAGCUACUAGUUAAGUGAAGUGUCGAUGAAGUUUUAAUAGAAGGAAGCAGUUAAAUAGUUUGAUCAAGAUAAUAGUUUCGUUUUCAACAAACUGUAAUUUGUGAACAAUUGAAAUUUGUUGAACUAGGAGCUAUGAAGUCAAAUUAUGUACGUCAUCGCAAAUAGUCGACACAGAAUUGAAAUCAGUGACAAUUGAUUCACAUAGAAAAGUUUUGAAGAGAACUAUUUGAGAGAAAAAAGAAAAUGUUGCGAAAGCUAAUUACUGGAAGAAAUCUGACAAAAGAAAAUUUUGAAAAGUGAGCUACCGAAGAAGCGAAACUAGGGUAUUCAAAGAAAGCAGUUCGAUAUUAUUGUUGACAUUAUUACAUUGAAUUAUAUCUCGCUGUCGGUGUAUGCUACAGCACGGACCAUUAUCAUCAGUGAUGAUUUAAUCACUUUAAUGACCUUGGAUGAUCUCGAACGUUUGAUCCGAUCGUGGCCAUCGUGAGCCAUCGACGGAGUUGGAGGACAAUUUUAGGAGUGGUGUUGUUCGAAAGGGUAGUGCGACGUUCGGGUACGCAGGUCUGCAGGCCAGCUCUGGGGUGCCGGGCCCGGGCGGGGUGAUGAGCUGCUCCGAUGUGAUGUAUCAAUAUUAUCCUUACCUGUACCAGACCCAUCGGCCACCGCCGCCGCAUCCGACCCAUCCUCAUGCGGCCCCGCAUAGUCACCCUCACGCCAAUCCGCAUGCGGCCCACCACAGUCCAGCCAGGCCGGCGCCUUUCCAACCCUUUCCGGCGGCCACGGCGACACAUCAGUAUGACAGGCUGAAUGUGCAUCAAAGGUCUUUGGAAGCAGCCGGUAUCGAGCUUUGCGGCGCCGGCGGAAGCGUCCCUCAAGGUCAACCGAGCAGUGCAGGUUCCGUAGGGUCCGCGCCGAGUCCUGCGUCCCCAAGGCCAACGCCGCAACCGCGACCACCCCUUGCAACCACCACCUCGCAACCCUCGCGAACGUUGGACGACGACAGAUCGACAGACGGCGUGGGUGCCGGUACGACCGAGGACUCCGACGAUGGCGAGAGCAGAGCGCAGUACGUUAACGCGAAUUGCGUCGUGUUUACGCAUUAUCGAGGCGACGCGGCGUCAGAAGUGGAGGAACACUUUCAAAGGGCCCUCGCACACGAUAAAUUAAAGGAAAAUAUCUCCCCUAUGUCCAUGAGGAACUUUCCCCCUUCCUUUUGGAAUAGUCAGCAUCCCAGUGAUGUCUACGAGUACCCGACGGAUCCGUGGCAUUCGCAUUACCCGCAGUACCAUCACAGGGCCGUGCACGAAUACCAUCACCACAAUAUGGCAGCAGCGGCGAGUUACAGUGGCCUUCUGCUGGGUGGUGCACGCGGCCUCGGCCACCAUACGUCUCAUCACGCGGCGCAUCACGCGCACGCCGCGACCUACAAGGAAUGGACGUCGGCGACGCCGUCGCAAUCCCUCGUCGACGCUUCCUCGGCGCCGCCCUAUCCUCACGGCCACUACGCACCUCUCUCCGCGAACCCGAGGCAGGAUCUAAAGAUGCUAUGGUUUAAACCAUUUAGCAACUAAGAUACCAGAUUCUAAGGACUCGAAUCUCAAGUUCAGGAUUCCAAGGACCUCUACUGGUUCUAGGAUCGAGUGUUGGAGAUCGGCAGCAGGCAUGCGGUUUCCUUAAAUUCAGAAGUCGACUAAAGAACUGUGUUUCAAGUAAUAAGAAAAUUUAAUAAUACGAUCUGAUGAUGUGGAUCGUAGACGUGAAUGUGACAGGAACGAGGACUUUGUUAAGCAAAAAUGACGACUGAAAUGUCCGUCGUUGUCAUGUACAUAGUGUUACCUACAUAUUUUAAGAAUCUACUAUUAGCGUAAAGAUAAUAUUAGACGAAUACUUGCGCGCACUAUUACCUUUAUAGUGACUGCUGUGUCUGGCGUCGAAGAAAGGAUUGGCCGUGAAAACGUGACCGAGAAUCGUCUUCAAUUGAUACAAUAGUGUAGUGCGAUUUAGACCGUCAAGGUACAUCUAAAUUUCCCAAAUAAUUAAUAUCUUCGAUUUUUUUUCUUUCUAUUUUAAAACAUUAAAUUUGUGAAUUUGAUAUUUCAUUAAAAAUAAAAUUUAAAUAAUAACCAUGUACAUUCGAAAGUCGCUAGAAACAAGUUUGAUAUUAAAGAGUUCGAUUUUUUAAAUUUAUAUCUCAGUACUACUAAUCAGAAUUAUAAAAUAAUUAUUUGGCAAAUUUAGCUGCCGACUUAAGUGAAGUAUUUAUUGACCAAUGAUCUUGCCAUAUAUAUAAAUAUAUUAUUAUUAAUUAAUUAUUAUUAUUAAUGUAUCAUAAACAAUAGGCGCCGCAAAUAUUCUGAAAUCUCCCCGAGUUAGCGAAUUAAAAUAGUUAUUAUCCGACGAGUCAACUAUAUUAUUCUUUGCACCCUGGCUACACCCUACGCAUAUCUUGUCUCUUCAUCUCUCAAAUCUUUUCCACCUGCUACUUCAUCGUUUAGUAUCUGUCCGGUAUAAUCAUCAUCGUAUUGCCUACAUUAAGCACAUCAUAUCCAUCUCAUGUUAUCG
This is a messenger RNA of Acromyrmex echinatior (Panamanian leafcutter ant), 2875 nucleotides long. RefSeq names its product transcription factor vestigial (gene vg). Gene Ontology annotation, cellular component: nucleus. Gene Ontology annotation, biological process: regulation of DNA-templated transcription. Lineage: Eukaryota; Metazoa; Arthropoda; Insecta; Hymenoptera; Formicidae. The record is from RefSeq and is a predicted model, not a curated record.